Molecule: messenger RNA, 1851 nt
Organism: Microthlaspi erraticum
Lineage: Eukaryota; Viridiplantae; Streptophyta; Magnoliopsida; Brassicales; Brassicaceae
Source: the annotation of a GenBank genome assembly
AUGGGACAUAAGGAGCAUGGAGGGACUUGGCACAUGGAAGCAGCUCAACUGGAUACGCAAAGGAAGAAGGGAGAAGCCAUCUUGAAGACCAGCUCGACCGUCCACUCGACCAACCGGUCGAGUUCCUCAACUCGACCGGCCAAGCUUCAACUCGAUCGAGCUGGAAGUCAAAGUCAAACCCGAAAAAUAGGGGAAUGGAAACCCUUUGGGAAUGGACUCGGUCGAGCUAGGCAAACUCGACCGAUUGGUCAAGGAGAUGCUCCAAACCGCCACCAACAGAGACAAGGGAUUGUUCCACCACCAGUGCAGAACCACAACUUUGAGAUCAAGCUGGGAAUGAUCAACCUUGUCCAGAACAAGAUGUUCCAUGGAUUGCCAAGUGAAGACCCCAUUGACCACCUUGAUGAGUUUGAUAGGCUUUGUGAUUUGACAAAGAUCAAUGGUGUCUCUGAAGAUGCCAUCAAGCUGAGACUCUUUCCUAUGUCUCUAGCUGACAAAGCUCACCAAUGGGAGAAGAGCUUGCCCCAUGGCACAAUCACCACUUGGGAUGAAUGCAAGAAGGCCUUUCUUGCUAAGUUUUUCUCCACCGGUCGCACAGCCAAGCUUAGAGGAGAGAUAUCCAGCUUCAUCCAGCGAAACAAUGAGACAUUCGCAGAGGCUUGGGAGAGGUAUAGGGAGAUGCUAGACACAGCUAGCAAUGGGAACUUCCUCAACCAGGAUGUAGAUGAUGGCUGGCAACUUGUGGAGAACAUAGCUAACUCAAAUGGAAGCUAUGGAGAAGAGUAUGAUCGCACCAACCGGAGCUCGACCCACCACUCGAUCGAGUCAGACGAAAAGUUGAGAAAAGAUGUUAAGGCAUUGAAUGAGAAGUUGGAUAAGCUGAUCCUAGCUCAGUCCACAAUGAAGAAAGUCAACUUUGUGUCUGCUGAGGAGAUGGAACCAGUCCAAGAAGGGGAGGAUACACAAUUUGCUGAGGUGUGCUACAUGAGCAAUGGGCAAGGAGGUUACAACAAAGGAUACUAUAACUACAAGUCCAACCCUGCCAUGUCAUACCGCAACACUGAUGUUGCUAACCCUCAGGACCAAGUCUAUCCUCAACAACAAGCAGCUCGAUCGAGUCAAGGGCCACAACAUGGGUAUGGUCAAAAGAACAAUUACCAAGGACCACAAGGCACUUUCCCUGGACAACAAAUGAAUAUCCCACCAGGCUUCCCCCACCAACCGCCCCAGCCUGCACCUUCACAAGAGAAUGAGCUCAAAGCAAUGCUAAAGCAACUACUUCAAGGGCAAGCUGAUGGGGUAGUGGACACAAGCAAGAAGCUAGCUGAAAUAAACUCUAAGAUCGAGAACCUCAACACAAGGGUUUACUCUCUGGAGAAUCAUGCUUCUUCUGUUGCUGCUGCUACAAAGCAAGGACAACUACCUGGUAAAGCUAUUCAGAACCCCAAGGAACAGUGCAAGGUCAUCUUCACUCAAGAAGGACUUGUUGAAGAAGAGGAUCAAGAAAGGGUCAUUGAAGAUUUUUGUUUACUGCUGAAUGAUGAAGAGAUUGUUGCUGCUGAGGCUCCUGGAGUCCAGAUUGAUCAACCAGAAGUGCAUGCACCUACUGUGGCCAUUCACACUUCACCAGUUGAGCUCGCACGACAAGCUCGAUCGGCAGCUCGAUCGAGUCCAACUCUAGCUCGAUCGAGUCCGACCUCUUCUGUCCGACAGCCUGUUUUGCUUGAUCCUUAUCAACCGGUUGCCGCUUCCUCGUCUCGCCUACUUAGUCAAGGUCACAAGGAAGUGAUUCACAAGUUCAGAAGAGAUCUCAGUGGGAUUGGAAUUGAGUUGCCUCUAUGGAUAGCAUGA